Populus nigra (black poplar) is the source of this 695-nucleotide messenger RNA. Its product is annotated as heavy metal-associated isoprenylated plant protein 24-like. Gene Ontology annotation, molecular function: metal ion binding. The transcript has 2 exons. The coding region runs from base 7 to 459 and encodes 150 amino acids. Lineage: Eukaryota; Viridiplantae; Streptophyta; Magnoliopsida; Malpighiales; Salicaceae. The record is from RefSeq and is a predicted model, not a curated record.
AACACAAUGGGAGUUGCCGGAACUUUGGAGUAUUUCUCUGAUUUACUAAGCAAUGCCAAGAAAGGCAAGAAAAAGAAGCUGAUGCAAACCGUAGCUCUCAAAGUCAGGAUGGACUGCCAAGGCUGUGAACGUAAGGUCAAGAGUGUCCUCUACGGGGUUGAAGGUGUUAAAUCCGUGAAAGUAGACAUGAAGCAACAAAAGGUGACCGUGACUGGGUUCGUGGAGCCAGAGAAAGUGUUGAAGGCAGCUCAAUCAACAAAGAAGAAGGUAGAGCUGUGGCCUUAUGUCCCAUACUUUUUAGUAGCACACCCCUAUGUUUCACAGGCUUAUGACAAGAAAGCACCUCCGAAUCAUGUUAGAGCAGUUCCGGUCACAGCCACUAUCAGCGAGUCCAUCAUUGACGACUACUACAUCAACAUGUUUAGUGAUGAGAACCCUAAUGCCUGCUCCAUCAUGUAAAGCGUAGAUUAAUGUUGACUAUCUUGUUAACUAAACUCUUAUUAAGACUUUCUUUUAUUAAUUUGUGGUAGAUAAUAGAUACGCGUAGGUUUUGAUACGGCCAGUUUGUUCAUAAAAUAGUUUGGGUGGUUCUGGGACAGUUACCACUGUAUAAUGAGUGGUGCUUUUUGUGAUUGAAGUACAAAAUUCACAAAUAAAAAUAAAAUUAGACCGGUGAGAAAAAUAUAUUUAUUCUA